Scleropages formosus (Asian bonytongue) is the source of this 1877-nucleotide messenger RNA. Its product is annotated as guanine nucleotide-binding protein subunit alpha-11. Gene Ontology annotation, biological process: adenylate cyclase-modulating G protein-coupled receptor signaling pathway. The record is from RefSeq and is a predicted model, not a curated record. Gene Ontology annotation, cellular component: heterotrimeric G-protein complex; cytoplasm. Gene Ontology annotation, molecular function: G-protein beta/gamma-subunit complex binding; guanyl nucleotide binding; GTPase activator activity. NCBI's taxonomy places the organism in Eukaryota, Metazoa, Chordata, Actinopteri, Osteoglossiformes, Osteoglossidae. The transcript is spliced from 8 exons. Bases 1 to 1209 code for a protein of 402 amino acids.
AUGACUCUGGAGUCCAUGAUGGCCUGUUGCCUGAGCGAAGAGGCGAAGGAGUCGAAGCGGAUCAACGCCGAGAUCGACAAGCAGCUGCGGCGGGACAAGCGCGACGCGCGGCGGGAGCUCAAGCUGCUGCUGCUCGGGACGGGUGAGAGCGGGAAGAGCACCUUCAUCAAGCAGAUGCGCAUCAUCCAUGGGACCGGAUACACGGAUGAGGACAAGCGGGGCUUCACCAAGCUCGUCUACCAGAACAUCUUCACCUCCAUGCAGUCCAUGAUUCGCGCUAUGGAAACCCUCAAGAUCCAGUACAAGUAUGAGCAGAACAAGUCCAAUGCCAUGUUGGUGAAAGAGGUGGACAUCGAGAAGGUGACUUCCUUCGAGCAGCCCUACGUCAACGCGGUGAAAAUGCUCUGGGCGGACCCUGGCAUCCAGGAGGCGUACGACCGCCGGCGAGAGUACCAGCUCUCAGAUUCCACCAAAUACUACCUUAAUGAUAUAGAGCGUAUAUCUUCGCCGGGGUACAUCCCCACCCAGCAGGAUGUGCUGCGGGUUCGAGUGCCCACUACCGGCAUCAUUGAGUACCCCUUUGACCUGGAGAAUAUAAUGUUCAGCUAUCUAAGCGACGUGGAUCGUAUCGCCGACCCGUCCUAUCUGCCGACCCAACAGGAUGUACUUAGGGUUCGCAUUCCGACCACAGGGAUCAUUGAGUACCCGUUCGACUUGCAAAGCAUCAUUUUCAGGAUGGUCGAUGUAGGAGGACAGCGCUCUGAGCGCAGGAAGUGGAUCCACUGCUUUGAGAACGUGACCUCCAUCAUGUUCCUGGUAGCGCUGAGUGAGUACGACCAGGUCCUGGUGGAGUCCGACAACGAGAAUCGAAUGGAGGAGAGUAAAGCGCUUUUCAGGACCAUCAUCACAUAUCCCUGGUUCCAGAACUCCUCUGUCAUUCUGUUCCUCAACAAGAAGGACCUUCUAGAGGAGAAGAUCAUGUACUCCCACCUGGUAGACUACUUCCCUGAGUUUGACGGCCCCCAGAGAGAUGCCCAGGCAGCCCGGGAGUUCAUCCUCAAGAUGUUUGUCGAUCUGAACCCUGACAGCGACAAGAUCAUCUACUCCCACUUCACCUGUGCCACCGACACUGAGAACAUCCGCUUCGUGUUCGCGGCUGUCAAGGACACCAUCCUGCAGCUGAACCUGAAGGAGUACAACCUGGUGUGAGCGGACAGCCAACACACUCACGCGCACACAGUGCAGGAGUUCAUGUCUGUUUGCAUGUUUUCAUGCAUUCCCUGCAGGCAGACACACACACACACACACACACACACACACACACACAGAGACACACACACACAAAUUGCCGAAGACCCAUCUACAGCCCUGGUCCUCCAGCCUCUCCUGCUCCUAGUUUUUCAUUCCAGCAUCACAGAGCAGUGCCCCACCUCCUGAGCCCCCACCUUACCACCCGCACAGUCCACCUCUCCGCCUGUUCAGAAAGUCUAGUCAACAGCAGUCGUCCCCUCUUCCCCUCCCUGAAUUUGAUUGACACAUCAGAUUUGUAGCAUGGCAAAAAUUGAGCACCUCUGUUUGGCCUGAGCGAUGGUGAACCUGCAUCAAUUUGUUUGGGAGGAGGAGCUGGAGCAGCCCAGUGAUGACAAGGCUGAGGAACCAGGGGUGACUGCUGAAGGAUUAUGGGAAAUCUGGUGCAAAAAAUUUUUACAUAUAGAAGGAUAGCAAGCUGAGGGGCAGUGGCCUCAUCUCCAGUGUAAAACCCAGUGCCGAGCACAGCAGCGGUGAGUGAGGGCCGAGUGACAGAACACACAGCUCCCGGUCCCUUAGUCCUCCUCGCGUUCCUGUCCCUCUUCCUGUAUCGUAGCAGGAACCAAAAA